AGAAACAUCAGCGUGUGUAAACAUAUCCGCUUUAGGCAUCUUGAUUGACCCCUGCAGCCCAGCAUUUAAACAGUUUGCCUGCUCAGACAGCUCCUUCCUGGCUGUCCUCCCCGAUGAUCUUCUGGUCACCCUGUCUGCCUGUUACAGUAAUGGCACCAUUCUAUCGCUGGACCCGAUAUACUCAGCCUUGUUUUUCUCCAAGAUGGACAACAGCAAAACCAGUGCUAUACUUUCCCAACUUAGUAGCCAGUUUACCAGCCUCAGUCCUGAAUGGAGAAAAUUUUUGCUGAGUGGGAUCUGGUCACGCAUCACCCAAAACCUGAACAGCUCUGCAAACCAGUCCCAGUGGAUCCCAGUUGCCAUUCAGCCAUUCCUUGUCUAUACUACUCCCGGCAUGGUGCAGUGUCUGCAGCAGAAGAAUGUGACCUGUGCGACUUUCCAGGAAUUGGUGAAGAACCUUGACCUGGCUUUUCCCAUGAUGACAAAUAUGAAGAGACAAGAGCUCUACCCAGCUCUGAAACUCUUCCUCAGCAGUCGGCAGAAUGCGUCUGGUUUGGCUUGUUCCCUGAAUACCAACAGCAGUGUGUGGAUAAAACAGAACUUGGGGAAAUUUUCUGCAUUUGGAGAAUACAGCGACUUUCUGGCGCUUAAUACAAAUUUCAGUGCUCUGGAUGUGCUGCCCGUCCUCACCGUACCGCAGCUUGCAAACUUCAGCCUGGACUUAGAUGCUGCCAAUAACUCGGCUGCCAUUAGCAGUGUUUUGGGAACGCUACAGAACGCCAGUGAUGUGUAUACCUUUCUGACUUAUCUCAAUGCUGAUAUUAUGUCGAAAAACAUGAGUGCAGUGCACCCACCGCUGGCUCAAGCUCUGCUCAAUAAGACGUUUGCAGCCAUCAAGUCUAACAUCUCUGCAUUCACAACCCAGGACUGGACCCAACUGUUCCAGGAUAAGCUAAACGCUGUGCUGCCUGCAAUCACCCCAGAUCAAAUCAGUCUCAUAGGGCAAAACCUCUCCUGUGACUCCUACCAAGCUAUGUGA
Pseudophryne corroboree (corroboree frog) is the source of this 1039-nucleotide messenger RNA. RefSeq lists its product as uncharacterized. Gene Ontology annotation, cellular component: cell surface. The record is from RefSeq and is a predicted model, not a curated record. The transcript has 8 exons. Bases 203 to 1039 code for a protein of 278 amino acids. Gene Ontology annotation, biological process: cell-matrix adhesion. NCBI's taxonomy places the organism in Eukaryota, Metazoa, Chordata, Amphibia, Anura, Myobatrachidae.